Molecule: messenger RNA, 978 nt
Organism: Triticum turgidum subsp. durum (durum wheat)
Lineage: Eukaryota; Viridiplantae; Streptophyta; Magnoliopsida; Poales; Poaceae
Source: the annotation of a GenBank genome assembly
AUGGAUAGAUACCAAAGGGUGGAGAAGCCUCGGAAUGAGACACCGAUUCGUGAGAACGAGAUCAGGAUCACUGCGCUCGGGAGGAUGAGGAACUAUAUCGGCUACGGGAUGUCGUUGCUUGAGGAAAAUGGGCAUGAUGAGAUCACUAUCAAAGCCAUGGGACGUGCCAUAAAUAAGACGGUCAUGGUUGCUGAAUUGAUCAAGAGAAGGGUUGCUGGUCUCCAUCAGAAUACGUCUAUUGAAUCUGUUGGCAUCACUGACACAUGGGAGCCUCUGGAAGAAGGCCUUGUCCCGCUAGAGACAACUCGUCAUGUAUCAAUGAUUACCCUAACAUUGUCCAAGGAACCAUUGGAUACAUCAUCUCCAGGGUACCAGCCACCCAUACCAGCUGAAGAGGUGAAACCUGCUUUUGAUUAUGAACACGAAGGAUCCUUUCCCUCUGCUCGUGGUAGAGGUCGUGGUGGACCUGGUGGCGGCCGAAGGGGCAGGGGCAGAGCUAUUAGCAAUGGACCCCCUCCUUAUGACUGGGGUGAAGAAUGGGAGGAGGAUGGAGACUAUUACCACAAUGGUAGAGGCAGAGGGAGAGGCCGGCUAAGAGGAAGGGGAAGAGCCCGUGGCUACUACGGAGGUGGUCGACGUGGUGGCUAUGGCUAUGAUUACGGUUAUGGUGGCAGGGGUGGCUACUAUGAAGAGCGGGGUGGAUACUUUGAUGGGGAACCAGAUGAGUAUCAACCCCCUCCAGGCCGUGGGCGUGGCAGGGGAAGAAGAAUGGAGCAGAAUGAAUACUACAAUGGCGAACCAGAUGAGUAUCGCCCUCCUCCAGGCCGUGGGCGUGGCAGGGGAAGAUGGAUGGAGCAGAAUGAAUACUUCGAUGGAGAACCUUAUGAAUACCCCCCUCCAGGCCGUGGUCGUGGCAUGGGAAGAAGGGGAGGCCCAUGGCGCGCCCGAGGCCGCGGGCGUGGUCCGAUGCUCGAUUGA